GCAUUGAAAUGCGAGUUACUGUCGAGACUUGUAUUGAUGAAAUUAUCAAUGUCGAUGUUUUCAAGCUUCUGUCCUCAGCUUCCGUGUCACUUUAGAGCAAUACCCACUUCUUCUUCUUCGCUCACAAAACCAUGUUUCAGAGCUUUCUCCACCACUACAGUUAGAGCUGAUGCUGAUGGAUCAUCAUCAUCAUCCACCCGUGUUGGCUUUCUGGGUUUGGGAAUUAUGGGUACUCCAAUGGCACACAAUCUCAUUAAAGCUGGAUGUGAUGUGACUGUUUGGAAUAGGACCAAGAGCAAAUGUGAUACUCUCAUCAGCUUAGGUGCAAAAUAUAAGCCUUCUCCUAAAGAAGUAGCUGAUGCCUGUGAUGUCACAUUUGCCAUGCUUGCUGAUCCUGAAAGCGCAGUGGAAGUUGCGUGUGGGAAGCAUGGAGCAGCAAGCGGCAUGGUCCCAGGGAAAGGGUAUGUGGAUAUUUCAACUGUUGAUGGAGGUACUUCUAAAUUGAUUAGCGGACACAUCAAAGAUACUGGGGCAUUGUUUUUGGAGGCUCCUGUCUCUGGCUCUAAGAAACCAGCAGAAGAUGGGCAGCUAAUAUUUCUUACUGCAGGUGACAAAUCUCUGUACGAAACAGCGGCUCCAUUCUUAGACAUUAUGGGGAAGUCAAGAUUUUACCUUGGGGAUGUCGGAAAUGGGGCUGCAAUGAAACUUGUUGUCAACAUGAUCAUGGGAAGUAUGAUGGCCACCUUUUCUGAAGGAAUUCUUCUUGGUGAGAAAGUCGGACUAGACCCAAACACAAUAGUUGAGGUAGUGUCACAGGGUGCUAUAAGUGCACCAAUGUACUCUAUGAAAGGUCCGUCUAUGAUCAAAUCUCUCUACCCUACCGCGUUCCCCUUAAAGCAUCAACAAAAGGAUUUGAGACUUGCUCUGGGAUUAGCAGAAUCUGUUUCGCAACCAACCCCAAUCGCUGCUGCUGCAAAUGAACUAUACAAGGUAGCUAAAAGUCAUGGCCUGAGUGACAGUGAUUUUUCUGCAGUCAUUGAAGCAUUGAGAGUCAAAUUGCAGUCAUGAGCUGAACAGAAAUGACACCAAAAGUCUUAAACAGACUAAAUCUCUAGUAAUGGUGUAUUUGGUUCGAAUGAAUUUUACGAGAUUUUGUGAAAUCUAUUGCUAAAUGAAUAUAGCUGAGUUUUAUUUAUAUAGAAAUUUAUUUAGUCA
This is a messenger RNA of Mercurialis annua (annual mercury), 1215 nucleotides long. Its product is annotated as glyoxylate/succinic semialdehyde reductase 2, chloroplastic. The record is from RefSeq and is a predicted model, not a curated record. Lineage: Eukaryota; Viridiplantae; Streptophyta; Magnoliopsida; Malpighiales; Euphorbiaceae. Gene Ontology annotation, molecular function: glyoxylate reductase (NADPH) activity; NAD binding; NADP binding. The coding region runs from base 37 to 1068 and encodes 343 amino acids. Gene Ontology annotation, cellular component: chloroplast. The transcript has 12 exons.